Messenger RNA from Spinacia oleracea (spinach), 2074 nucleotides. Its product is annotated as phosphatidate cytidylyltransferase 1. The transcript is spliced from 13 exons. The record is from RefSeq and is a predicted model, not a curated record. Gene Ontology annotation, molecular function: phosphatidate cytidylyltransferase activity. Bases 390 to 1619 code for a protein of 409 amino acids. Lineage: Eukaryota; Viridiplantae; Streptophyta; Magnoliopsida; Caryophyllales; Amaranthaceae. Gene Ontology annotation, cellular component: endoplasmic reticulum membrane.
GAGAGUGUAAAGCAUCCACAUGAUAAAUCCUUUGAUACCUCAAAAAAAGAAAAAACCAAAUAUAAUUACACAACAAAUAUAAUAAUAAUAUAAUAAAUAAAAAAAUAAAAAAACCCUCCAAAUCCCACCAAGUUCCAGAGUGUAAGCUAACAGCAAAAUCGAAAGACCUUUUCAUUUCAUUCUCAACCCCUCUUUGUCACUCCAAUGCCCAAAUCACUUUCAUUUGGUUUCGUAAACCCAAUCAAUUUCAUUUAAAUUUCCUGGUUUAUUUGAUUUUUGGGAAUUUUCUGGAAGAUUUCUUCAAUCAUACUCGUAUUUGUCUGGUAGUUACCCGGAUCCUUGUGUAUGAGCACUGUUGGUGUCGGUGAGAAGAGAUCAAGUUUAGAGCCAUGAAUAAGCUCAGGCGCCGUAAGCAGUCCAAUGAGAUUCCGUCUGAAAUCACCAAACCAAAUGGGGGCAAUCUACUUGCUAAUGAUCGAAACAAGUACAAGUCGAUGUGGAUCCGCACACAUUCUACCUUUUGGAUGAUUGGGGCCUUUGUCCUGCUCAUCUACAUGGGUCAUCUUUAUAUUUGUGCGAUGGUGAUUUCAAUCCAAAUCCUGAUGGCAAAGGAGCUGUUUAAUCUGUUAAGGAAGGUUCGAGAGGAUCGUGAUCUUCCUGGUUUCCGGCUAUUAAAUUGGCACUUUUUUUUCACUGCAGUGCUAUUUGUCUAUGGUCGAUUUCUCAGUCAGCGGCUUGUCAAUACUGUCACUUCAGACAAAGUAUUGUAUAAGUUCGUUAGCAUUCUUUUAAAGUACCAAAUGGUUAUCUGUUAUUUCUUGUACAUCGCAGGUUUUGUGUGGUUUAUUCUCUCUCUUAAGAAGAAGAUGUACAAGUAUCAGUUUGGCCAGUUUGCAUGGACGCACAUGAUACUUAUUGUUGUUUUCACACAAUCAUCAUUCACUGUGGCCAACAUCUUUGAAGGAAUGUUUUGGUUUCUUCUUCCUGCAUCACUUAUUGUCAUAAACGACAUUGCUGCUUAUUUAUUUGGGUUUUUCUUUGGGAAAACUCCUUUGAUUAAGCUUUCUCCCAAGAAAACUUGGGAAGGUUUUAUUGGGGCUUCAGUUACAACCAUCAUUUCAGCAUUUCUGAUUGCAAAUGUCAUGGGUCGGUUUGAGUGGCUAACAUGUCCAAGAAAGGAUUUAUCUACUGGUUGGCUCCAUUGUGAUCCCGGGCCAUUGUUUAAGCCGGAUUAUUACCACUUGCCUGGAUCGAUCGCCAGUUGGAUCCCUUGGAAGGAAAUUCCCAUCAUGCCUGUUCAAUGGCAUGCUUUAUGUCUAGGCCUGUUCUCAUCAAUCAUAGCGCCUUUUGGAGGGUUUUUCGCUAGCGGUUUCAAAAGAGCCUUCAAAAUCAAGGACUUUGGUGAUAGCAUCCCUGGACAUGGUGGAAUUACUGAUAGAAUGGAUUGUCAGAUGGUAAUGGCCGUCUUUGCAUAUAUCUACCAUCAGUCCUUUGUUAAGUCACAAAGCUUCUCAGUUGAAACUAUCCUGGACCAGAUAUUGAUGAACCUUACAUUUGAGGAGCAGCUAGAUCUAUACCGGAAACUGGGAGAAAUCUUGCAGCAGAAAAGAUUUGGAUAAUCUUAAACCCGCACUAGAUAUAUGUUUUUGAGAUUGAUUUGCUGGGAGAAGCCCUUGGGUGAUUAGUGAACUGCCAUUUCUACUCGCGAUUAUAUCCGAGGGCUGCUAUUUCCCGAGAUGUGGCGUCAACCUUAUUUACGCUUGGACUGCCUCUUCUUUCGGAAAAAAAACGUUGACGGUGGUGGCUAUUGCCUUGUACAUGUGGAAAAAAUUAGGAGGAGCUUUCUUAUGAAUGUAUUUCUUCACUAGAGUGUACCAUAAUCUCUUCAUUUGGGAUUGUUUUUCCUGUUAUUUUUUUCUAAAUUACGCGUAGUUUCAACUAUUUUAGGGUCUUUAAAAAAAAAAUGGAAUAUUCUUUUGACUCGCAUUUUACCAUUGCAUUCUCCAUUGUUGAUGCAGCGGUACCGUGUUUCGAUCCCAUCUAUGAUAAUUGGGGUUUUGACUUUCGACUUGUA